AUGCCUCCUCCCCAGGACGGGGUCCAUGACUCCGCGGUGCGGGCCGCGCUCCUCCCGCCCCCGGCUCCGCGCCGCGCGGCCGUGAGGCUCCGCCCGCUCCCGCUCCUGCUCCUCAUCGCCGCGGCAUUCGCGGCCUCCUACCACCUCCUCUUCCACCUCUCGCCCGCGCCGUCCUACUACCAGUCCCUCCUCUCGCUCGGCUCCAACGACACCGCCGCCGCCCACCUGCACGCGCUCACCAUCCGCCCCCACCUUGCGGGCACGGGCGCCAACGCCCUCGCUGCCGCGCACGUCGCCUCCGCACUCUCCUCCCACUCCUUCCCCACCCGCCUCACGAGCUACUCCGUGCUCCUCUCCUACCCCGCGCACCGCGCUCUCUCGCUCUCCGCGCCGGAUCGCGACACGGUGCUCUUCGCUCUGAAGCAGGAAACCUACGCAGGCGACCCCUACGACGCGGUCUCCGCCGAGGCCGUCCCCACCUUCCUCGCCUACGCGGCCUCCGGCUCGGUCGCCGCCGAGGCCGUCUACGCCAACUACGGCCGCGCAGAGGACUACGCUUACCUCGCCGCGCGCGGCAUCAACGUCACCGGAAAGGUCGCCGUCGCGCGCUACGGCAAAGUGUUCCGUGGCGAUAUCGUCAGGAACGCGCGCGACGCCGGCGCCGCCGCGGCGGUAAUAUACACCGACGCGAAGGACUACGCGGCCGGGAAGGCCUUCCCGGACGGACCGUGGAUGCCGCCGACAGGCGUGCAGGUGGGUAGCACGUUCAAGGGGGUCGGGGACCCCACGACGCCGAUGUGGCCGUCGUCGGAGGGCUGCGAGCGCCUGAGCAUCGCGGAGGCGAUGAGCUCCGAUGACAUGCCGGGGAUACCGGCGCUGCCGGUGUCCUGGAAGGAUGGGGAGACCAUACUACAGCUCAUCGGCGGCGAUGUGGCGCCAAAGGAUUGGCAAGGAGGCGAUGGCGCGGCGGCUUACAGGAUUGGGCCCGGCCCGGCAGUGCUCAACCUGACCUACAUAGGGAAUGAGACGAUGGUUACUAUUCAGAAUGUCAUUUCGGUGAUUGAAGGGAGAGAAGAACCUGAUCGGUAUGUAAUCCUUGGAAAUCACCGUGAUGCAUGGACAUUUGGGGCAGCUGAUCCGAACAGUGGGACAGCAACCUUGCUUGAGCUAGCUCAACGGUUGUCUGAGCUGCAAAAGAAGGGCUGGAGACCUCGACGAACCAUCAUCUUGUGCAACUGGGAUGCCGAAGAGUAUGGAUUGACAGGAUCCACUGAAUGGGUCGAGGAGAACAGGGCAAUGCUAACUUCAAGAACUGUUGCUUACCUAAAUGUUGAUAUUGCGGUGGAUGGUUAUGGAUUUUACGCAUCUGCAACUCCUCAACUUGAUGAAUUGCUUAAAGAAGCUAGUAAGCAGGUCCAAAAUCCAGACAAUGGGACACAGAGUCUCUAUGAUCUGUGGAUGGCUUCUAACAGUUCUCCUUUGAUUGGAAGAUUAGGAGGUGGAGGAUCAGAUUAUUCUGCAUUUGUUCAACACAUUGGUAUUCCAUCAGUGGACAUGACGAUUGGGUCAGACUAUGCAGUCUAUCAUAGCUUGUAUGAUGACUUCAUCUGGAUGGAAAAGUUUGGAGAUCCCUUGUUCCAGAGGCAUGUUGCAGUUGCGAGCAUGUGGGGGCUUGUUGCUCUUAGGCUCUCAGAUGAGGAGAUCCUACCCUUCAACUACAGCAAUUAUGUCACGGAGCUUGAGAAUGGAGCAUUAGGUAUAAGUGAAACAGUACUGGGAAUGUCUGUCAGCUUAUCACCCCUGCACAAGUCAAUCGAAGUGUUCAGAAAGGCAGUUCUGAAAGUGGAUUCUGAAUUGAAGGCUCUACAGACAUGGAAAAUUUGGGCCCCAUGGAGAAACAAUCCCUUGAAGGUCAGAGAAAUCAAUGACCGGCUGAUGAUGACCGAACGGGCGUUCACAGACCGGGAAGGACUGUCUGGACGGCCAUGGUACAAACACCUGAUUUACGCACCUUCACUGCACAACGAUUACGGGGCUCAAGUGUAUCCAGGUGUUGAUGACGCCAUUCAGAGGGCGAAGAAAAUAAAUACUUCUGAAUCCUGGCAAUCUGUACAGCAUGAGAUUUACAGGGUCUCUCGAGUCAUAAAUCAGGCAGCGCUAGUUUUAAGUGGAGGUCUAACUUGA
This is a messenger RNA of Miscanthus lutarioriparius, 2184 nucleotides long. NCBI's taxonomy places the organism in Eukaryota, Viridiplantae, Streptophyta, Magnoliopsida, Poales, Poaceae. The record is from the annotation of a GenBank genome assembly.